This is a messenger RNA of Carassius carassius (crucian carp), 2277 nucleotides long. RefSeq names its product atrial natriuretic peptide receptor 2-like. The transcript is spliced from 18 exons. The record is from RefSeq and is a predicted model, not a curated record. Gene Ontology annotation, biological process: cGMP biosynthetic process; intracellular signal transduction; receptor guanylyl cyclase signaling pathway. Bases 1 to 1884 code for a protein of 627 amino acids. Gene Ontology annotation, molecular function: ATP binding; guanylate cyclase activity; protein kinase activity. NCBI's taxonomy places the organism in Eukaryota, Metazoa, Chordata, Actinopteri, Cypriniformes, Cyprinidae.
AUGCAUGCAGCACUAGAGUCCAAGGUGUUAGUAGUCAGCGCUCAAGUGUGUGGCAACGGCAUCUGUGAGCUGGAGGAGAGCUGUCUGACGUGUCCCGCCGACUGUGGGGUUUGUCCCAUGUCCACAUCCAUCAAAGUGGCCAUUGGGCUUUCUGUGGCCUUGUUCUGCAGUGGUUUCUUCUUGACGCUGGUGUGGCUGCAAUACCAGAAACAGAAAAUGUUUUGGGAUGAGAGCUGGAUCGUCAACUACAAUAAUAUCAUGUUUGGUUUUGGUAGCACCACAAGUCUUCAGACUGUAAAGAGGAACUCCAGUGUGAGUAGAGUCACAGAUGUGACGGUCUGCACUGCAGUCAACACCAGCUUCAGACCACGCUUCAUUCAGGCCGGCAUCUAUGAUGGAAAGACUGUAGCUGUAAAACACAUACAGAAGAAACACUUUACCCUCACCAAAACAAUCAGAAAAGAGGUCAAAGAGGUCAGGGAGCUUGAUCAUCCAAACCUUUCCAAGUUCUUAGGAGGCUGCAUUGAAGUUCCUUCCAUAAGCAUUAUCACUGAAUACUGUCCAAAGGGAAGCCUGGCAGACGUUCUGUUGAACGAGGAUGUCCCCAUCAAUUGGGGUUUUCGAUUGUCGUUUGCUACUGAUAUUGCUCGAGGAAUGGCUUACCUGCAUCAGCACAAAAUGUUCCAUGGCCGUCUUCAUUCACGCAACUGUGUGAUUGACGACCGGUGGGUCUGCAAAAUAUCAGUUUGCAAUGUCUGUCGCAUUUAUUGCGCACCAGAAGUUCUGCUGAGAAUCAGCACCAGUUUCACAGCCGCAGCUGAUGUGUACAGCUACUCGAUUAUCUUGGUGGAAAUCGCGACUCGCAGUGACCUUAUUUCACAGGAACAGGCAGAUUCAGUGGUGCUUGAUGUCAUGUGGCACCGAUCACUUCCCAAACUGAAGGCUGGGAAAUCAGACAAUGAUUGCCCAGAUCCUGUUGAUUACUGUGAGCUGAUAAAGAGAUGCUGGAACCACAAUGUGACCAUGAGGCCGACGUUUGAGCAGGUGAAAAAGAUUCUUGAUAAAAUGAACCCACACAAGGUCAGCCCUGUGGAUAUGAUGAUCAACCUGAUGGAAAAGUACAGUAAACAUUUGGAAUCUAUUGUAGCCGAGAGAACACAGGAUCUUCUUCAGGAGAAGCAGAAGACUGACCGUUUACUCUAUAGCAUGUUACCAAAAGCAGUGGCUGAUGAUCUUCGUCAGGGACGUACAGCAGAAGCCCAAAGUUACUCCAAUGCCACUGUAUAUUUUAGUGACAUAGUGGGCUUCACCCAGCUGUCCGGCUCCAGCACCCCUCACCAGGUUGUGGAUUUCCUCAACAAGCUUUACACCACAUUUGAUGACAUCAUCGACAACUAUGAUGUGUACAAAGUGGAAACUAUAGGAGAUGCUUAUAUGAUGGUCUCGGGAGUACCGAAAGAGAACGGGAUCCAUCACGCUGGGGAAAUCGCCAGCAUGGCGCUGGACUUGAUCAGUGUUUGUCACGCGUUUAAAAUCCCACACAAACCCACCACACAGCUUAAGAUACGAGCUGGCAUUCAUUCAGGUCCCGUUGUAGCUGGGGUGGUUGGCACCAAAAUGCCCCGGUACUGCUUAUUUGGCGACACUGUAAACACUGCGUCCCGUAUGGAGUCCACCAGUGAAGCUUUAAAGAUCCAGUGCAGUGGCUGUACAGCAGAUCUUCUACACACACUUGGUGGAUAUGUGUUGAUGUGUCGUGGGUCUCUCAAUGUGAAGGGGAAAGGCGAAAUGACAACUUGGUGGCUGGAGGCAAAAAGAAGCCCCUCAGACCCUUUGUUCAGUGAAGACGAACCUUUGGGUCUUCCUGUUCCUGUUAGCAGUUAACUGAUGUGCUACGGUCAUGACAGAAACCUUAACAAAUAAAUAGAAAUGUUUACCAGAUAUACUAACUGACUAAAAUGUAUACUUACUGUUGGUGUAUAAGCAUGUGCUAUUACAUUUUAUUGCUGCUAUGCUGAAAUAUUGCUGCUGUUAUUGUUUCGUGUAUUAGACAAGGUGUUGUAUAUGUUGUGUUUGGAAGAUUUAAAAUGUCUUUGUCAUACGAAAGGCAGACGUGCUCGUAGAGGCAACUUUUCAUUAAGUAUUUGUGGUUAUUUUAUCUUCAUUAGUCCAAAGGUUGUAUUUUAAAGUAGAUAUGCUGGAAUAAAAUAUUCAAGCUGAUUUGUCUAAUGCAAGUGUUCUUAAAAAUAUUGAGUUUUUGCAGUGAUAAACUAUAUU